AUGGACAUCAGAUCGACGGGUUCUCGUCUGCUGCUUCUGUUCUUGCUUCUGGGUCUCUGUAAAGCUCAUCAUGAUAAUGAUCAGGGCGCUGAUAAAGAUAUCUCAGUGAAUACGUCGGACAAUGAGGACAUUACCACAACUAUUCUGAGGAUGAACAAUGGAACCAGAGAUCAUCUGCUGGAAGGAGACGUGCUGAUUUCAAAAACCAGAAGUGCUAUGAAGUGCUUCAAUAAAGCGUAUUCAUGCCUGUGGCCAAAGUCUGCAAACGGGAAUGUAGAAAUCCCGUUCCUUAUAAGCGAUAAGUAUGACAACAAUGAGCGGAGUAUGAUUUUGAAUGCAAUGAAGGACUUUGGAUACCGAACCUGCAUUCGCUUCAUUCCACGCGCAGCUCAGAGGAUGUACCUGAGCAUCGAACCGAAAUUUGGCUGUUUCUCUUUACUGGGUCGUAUUGGAGACAAGCAGGUGGUGUCCCUGCAGAGGUUUGGUUGCGUACAGCACGGGAUCAUCCAGCAUGAGCUUAUGCAUGCGCUGGGUUUCUACCAUGAACACAACCGUAGCGACCGCGACCAGUAUGUCAAGAUCCACUGGGAAAACUUCAACGACUAUUAUCUCAUCAACUUCCAAAAGAAAGACACAAAUAAUCUUAACACUAUGUAUGACUACUCCUCUGUAAUGCACUAUGGAAAGACUGCCUUUGGACGUCAUGGAGCAGAGACCAUAACCCCCAUCCCCGACGCCUCUGUUCCCAUCGGGCUGAGAGAAGGCCUGUCUAAGAUCGACGUCAUCCGAAUUAACAGGCUCUAUGAAUGCUGGAGUUACAUGUAA
Molecule: messenger RNA, 825 nt
Organism: Labrus bergylta (ballan wrasse)
Lineage: Eukaryota; Metazoa; Chordata; Actinopteri; Labriformes; Labridae
Product: low choriolytic enzyme-like
Biological process (GO): proteolysis
Molecular function (GO): metalloendopeptidase activity; zinc ion binding
Source: RefSeq, a predicted model, not a curated record